Messenger RNA from Ilex paraguariensis (yerba mate), 2391 nucleotides. Lineage: Eukaryota; Viridiplantae; Streptophyta; Magnoliopsida; Aquifoliales; Aquifoliaceae. The record is from the annotation of a GenBank genome assembly.
GUUUACGCCGGUAAAGGCUCUUGUGACGCUGACAGAGUCAAUGCAAGGGUGCCCCUCUCUCUCCUCCCUAACCCCAAAAUCUGUAUCUAUUCUUAGACUCAUGGUAUAUGGAGUUGCCAGCUCCAUCACCAAUGUUUCCCAACUCACAGCACCACCAUGACACACCAUUCCAAACCCAAAAUAAACAAAACGGAACAAACCACCUCCCUACGAAAGAUUCAGAGAAUCCUAAUCUCUCCGAACAGCGGCAAUGUUCUACCCGGAGGUGUCUGGUUUCCGGCUAACCAACAUGGCCGCUGUUCGCCUCCUCCUCCUCUUCUUCAUAUCCCUGUCUCUCUCUCCUCUUUCUCUCUCCGUACUCAAUUCCAUACCCAACGACAUGGCCCUUCUCGAACUCAAACAAUCAUUCACCAACGCCACAGCUCUUGAUUCUUGGAAACAAGGUACUGACCCUUGCGACAGAAACGAAGGAUGGGCUGGUGUUAUUUGUUUCAAUGGCGUUAUCACAAACCUCAAUCUUGCCAAUUUUGGUCUCGCCGGAGAGUUCGACGUCGACUCGUUAAAUGACAUGGGAAGCAUUAGGAUUAUUAGUCUCGAAAACAACUCUUUUACGGGUCCAAUGCCAGAUUUUAGUCAUCUUGGUUCUUUGAGGGCUAUUUAUCUAUCAAGAAAUCAGUUUUCCGGGGAAAUUCCUUCGGAUUUCUUCUCCAACUUGAGAUCUUUGAAGAAGAUUUGGCUUUCAGGAAACAAGUUUUCUGGGAAAAUUCCAGAGUCAAUAGGAAAAAUACCCCAUCUCAUUGAAUUGCACCUUAAUUACAAUGAAUUCUCAGGACCCAUUCCAUCAAUGGAACAACCAUCUUUAACUUCAUUCGAUCUGUCACACAACAAAUUGGAAGGUGAAAUCCCCUCAAGUUUGUCAAGAUUCAGUGCAGAUUCAUUCAAGGAAAAUCCGGGUCUGUGUGGGGAAAAGGUAGGACAGGAUUGUGAUAAGAAAGAGUUAUUAUCGCCAUCUGAAAACAAGCCCGAGGAAUCGGAAAACUCUUCAAAUGCGAAGUGGGUUAUACUAGGUCUAGUGGUUGCAGUUUUGUUGUUAACACUAGCUUUCAAGACCAAGCGUAAAGAAGAUAACUUCAACAUGCUGGGAAAAGAAAACCUUGACGAGGUUGUUCAAGUGCACAUACCAAGUACCAACAGAAGGAGCAUGAGCGCUAGCCAGAAAGGUAAUAAUGAUUCAACCCGCUCCCGCUCGUCUCGGAGAGGCUUUCACCACGCUAAGUCCAGCGGCGGCAGUGAUCUUGUGGUGAUGAACGAAGAAAAGGGUAUAUUUGGAUUGCCGGAUUUAAUGAAAGCCGCGGCGGAGGUGCUUGGAAAUGGUGGGUUGGGUUCUGCAUACAAGGCCAUGAUGGCAAAUGGGGUGUCUGUGGUGGUGAAGAGGUUGAGAGAGAUGAAUAAAUUGAGUAAUGAUACGUUUGAUUCGGAGAUGAGGCGGCUUGGGAGACUAAAGCAUAGGAAUAUUUUGACACCAUUAGCAUACCAUUACAGGAAAGAAGAGAAGCUCUUGGUGUCUUCCUAUGUUCCUAAAGGCAGCUUGUUGUAUAUCUUGCAUGGUGAUCGUGGGAUUUCUCAUGCUGAGCUAAAUUGGCAGACGCGGCUGAAGAUUAUCCAGGGAGUUGCCAGGGGAAUGGGGUUCCUUCAUUCGGAGUUUGCAUCAUAUGAACUACCACAUGGAAAUCUCAAGUCUAGCAAUGUUCUCCUUGACUCAAAUUAUGAGCCACUUCUCAAUGACUAUGCAUUCCAUCCACUAAUAAACAACACCCAAAGUGUGCAAUCAUUGUUUGCCUUUAAAUCCCCAGAAGCCAUACUAUACCAGCAACUUUCUCCGAAAAGUGAUGUCUUCUGUUUUGGAAUCAUUGUUCUCGAACUCCUGACAGGGAAAUUUCCAUCUCAGUAUCUCAACAACCAAAAGGGUGGGACUGAUGUGGUGCAAUGGGUACGAUCAGCGAUUUCCGAGAAGAGAGAAUCAGAAUUGAUUGAUCCUGAGAUAGCAGCCGCCACAGAUUCAAUUGAACAGAUGGAGAAGACCCUGCAUAUUGGGGCUGCUUGCACUGAAAGUGAUCAUGAUAAACGGAUCGACAUGAAGGAAGCUAUCAGGAGAGUAGAAGAGAUAAAAGCUUAAUUGAGUCAAUUACAAAAGGAUAGAUUUAGUUCACAAGUGGCUCCUCCUUAGGCUGAGAUGCUUCAAACAAGCAUGGUGUAUAUGUCAAGAUUUCCUGUCGAAAGAACCACACAAUAGAGCAUCAAAGAUUAGUCAGAAUGGUGAUAGUUUUGUCAAAUUGACAGUACUCCAUAACUGCCCAAAAAACAACUAUUUUGACAUUUCAUAAAAGAAAC